UGAAUUACCCUAUCAGACCCCUGUUGGGAAGGGGUAGCUUUCUGGGUGAGGCAUGAGACCAGAAGGUCAUGAGUUCAAACCCCAGCUCCAGCAAGCUGCUGGGUCCUUGAGCAAGGUUUUGCAACCUAAACUGCUCAGUUGUGAUGUUAGACCAGAGAUGGACAGUCAAACAUGGAAGAUGGGAGGUUCUCCAUGACCACGUGGCCUCGAUCUGCGUGGUUUUCCGUUCUGCGAUAGAUUGGAGCUUCGCUAGAGGUUUUAUGUUUUGCACACCAGUCUGUGUAACCACUGUGAAGAUCAGGAGAUUUCUGAAACACUCCCAGUCACCACCAACCAUGGGCUGUGAUCUCUCUGUAGGACUUUCACCUUUCGUGCCAGAUUCCCACCAAGGCAUCCAGAGCGAAAUGAUUCCCAUCAAACUCAUACAGCGGGAGACAGAACACGCUAGAACACGCACCCUUGGGCGUGACCUCCCUCGUCAAGCGAAGGUGUUACGCAUUCUGGGAUUUCUUCUGUUUUUCCGUGAUUGUCACCCUCAGCAAGGAGGUAAGUUCAGAAAAAAACAAAGCGCGUUGAGGAACACCAGCUGGCACCGCAUGCGACUCCUAAUCUUUCAGACGAACAAGAACAUCUGUCAUCAUCUCUCAAGCCAAAGUUUUCGAACAUCCAGCUGCAUGAGGUUCUUCUCCAGACUGUCGUUGUUUGGGACGUCUUUAGACUUCGCUUGAGACCCAGAACCUCAUAACAUUUGUGCACAUGAAGAAGCUCCACAUUCCAUAGGGGGGUUGGAAGAUGUAGAAGAUCUCCUGCACUAGAGCACUAAACUUCACUUCACUCCUCAAUUCCUCGUCUCCAUCUACCACCCUUCUUGUGGCUGAAUGAAUCUCGAGAAAUCUGCUCCAAAUCUAGUGGAAUAAAAUGGAACGGGUUCGAGUCCCGUAGAAGGUCAAGGAGGCGCACACUCACAACGGAACGAGUGACUAGGGUGAAGUUAGACGUGGACGUGACUUUCCCACGGAACGUUCGGAGCGCUGAUUGCUCGCUGAUUAGAAGAGUUCGGGAAAACGAGUGCUUCGUCUCUUCUCGAAAUAAACUGCCGGAAAGCGAAAUCAGUUUACGCCGUCUCACUGUCCUGAUUCAUCUCCCCUGUCAAGUUUGCGUAUUUUGCCAACCAUGAGUGUCCCGCGGGCGCUGGUGCUGUUUUUCUCCGUAUGUUUCUCAGCUGUACAUUCGUGUCUGAUAAUCAGCGAGGUGAACGCCGAUAACCCUGCUUUAGACACCCAAGAAUUCGUCGAGUUGUUCUCCCUGAGCGGCGGCUCCACCUCUUUAAAUGGCUACACCCUUGUUUUCUACAAUGGCAAUGGCAACGUGGCGUACCGUGUCGUGAACCUGAGCGGGCACAGUACGGACGAAAGAGGGUUCUUCCUCAUCGGCUCGGCCGAGCUCCAGCCACCGCCUGCCAUCCAGCUUCCGCCCAACUCGGUCCAGAACGGCCCAGAUGCCAUAGCCCUGUAUGGCCCGUCCUGGGUUCCUGUAGCCGAAAAAGGAAAUGUCUCUGCGAUCGGGCUGCUUGACGCAUUAGUUUACACGUCACGCUUGGCAACCUCCUCUGCCGAUAUCCUGGUGCACGUCCUUACGCCGGGUUCUUUACCAUACGUUGAGAAUAGUUUCUUUUUAGAUGGAGACGAAUCCAUUCAGAGGUGCUGGCUUUCGGAAAAUUACUACAGCUUCCAAAACGCCGUUCCUACACCUGGGCGACCCAACAUUUGCCCACCGUCGAAUCCCGGACACCUUUGGAUUAACAGGAUUCAGUUAAGUGGUUGGACUUUGACCGGACCUGUAGAGAUCAGCGUAGGGACGGACAGAGGGUCCAUGACUGUGGUGGUGUACGACUUGCAGACAGACCGAGUGAAGACCAGCGCAGGGUUCCAGGCCAGCGCACCAGGGAACGUCUCUGUAAAUUUAGACACGGCUUCUUUGACGGAUUUAGAUGGCUGGGCGUUGGCAGUGUACCAAGGGAAGGUUGACGAUUUCCCAAAAGGCAGCCUGGCCAAUCAGCUUCAGCCACUCGAUGCCUUCAUCUGCAAUGGGCUUACAAACACCCCGAGCAACCUUCUCACUGAGACGCUCAUCCCAGGAAGGAAAGCUUUCCAGUUCGACCGCAGUUUUUCAGAAGGUGACGCUUACGUGACACGGUGUGGUACGGCUCACUGGGCGAGAGAUCCUGGUGUGUUCCAGCACCACUUACAGAGGCCGAGCGAAUCCAGCCACUGCAGCUGGUACCACAGUUGCCCGUACAGCACUGCUGUCAAUGUGACUGACGAACCUCCGGAGCCGGAGUCAGGUACAGAGGGUGACUUCCUGAUCAGCGAGGUGAACACUGACUCACCAGGCGGUGCAGAAGAUGAGGAGUUUCUGGAACUCUGGCAUCCGUCCGGCCACCGGACUUCCCUCGACAACGUCUGGGUUCUACUGAUCAACGGCAAUGACGGGAAAAUUUACCGCGAAAUCGAACUCCAUGGGCAAUACACGGACAAACACGGCUACUUCGUGAUCGGCAGCGAUAAGCUCAAACCGCAGAUCGCCCUGCCGCCGAAUACCAUCCAAAAUGGCCCCGACGCUAUAGCGAUAUACCGCUCAACAUCUCCGCCCUCAAUUGAGAAGAUCAGCGUUCCCAAAAACGGGCUCCUGGAUGCCGUGGUGUAUCGGUCUCGUAGUUCAGACAGAAACUGGGCCGAUCUUAUCAACGCCCUGAUGCCGGGACAGCUCCCCCUGCUGGAAGACUCAACCUUGCUCCAUGAAGAUGAGAGUCUCAGCAGAUGUGGACUAAGCCGUCUCGACCUGAACUCCUUUAGGGUUUCCUCUCUGACGCCAAUGAAAGACAACGAUUGCCCCCGUCCCCCUGCAGAACUUGUCAUUAAUGAGGUGGGUGGAGUUUCAGGAGUCGACGUGUACGUGGAACUGAUUGGCCCACCUGGGCUUUCUUUGCAAGGAUUGGUUAUAGUGUUGUACGAGCUCAGCACCGCAAGACACGUCAUUCCUCUUAAGGGAAGUCUAGGAAGCGACGGACUCUUCCUAAUAGGCAACGAGUCCAGAGCAGAUCAGAGUUUGCCCACCGUGACGUCUCUUGGCUCCAUCUGGUUGUGUUACGGCCUGCCGACCAUCUGCGCCAAUUCGAAAGUCCAGGACCUGUUGGUGCUCUCAAACAAUUCGAACCUGCAACCCGCUUGCUGCGGGGUUAUGUUUUCGGUUGUGCACCCGGUUGCCAGAUUUGACUCGGUCUCUCGCUGCCUGACGAACCGAUCCACUGUUUGGACUGCCUCCCAUCCAACACCCCACCUCCCAAACCUUUGCCCGAGCCCUAUCCACUCCGUCCACAUGGACCUGUGUCUGCAGGCGGAGUCCCACAUCACAUGUACACCUGAGGGAUUUGCAAAGAUGUUGGAGGGGUCCUGUCAGUGUGGAAUUUCUGGUGCUCAUCUUGCAGGUGUGAAUCUGACCUGCAUCUCCAACAGCCUGUAUGCCGAAGGGCACGUAUUUGCACUCUCUAACCAGCAGAGGGAGCUCGUGGCCCAGACACUGCAGGCAACUCUCACUCGUUCCUGCAGUGCAAUCCAGGAACCGGUGCACAGUAAAGAGUCAUCGGUGGGGCUGCAGGUGGGGCUGGUGGUAACAGUGGUGAUACUGUGUGCAGUGGGCGGAGCCAUUUUUUACUACCUGUACAAGAAAAAACGGCCGCAAGACUACUUGUCAAUGGAGUUAAAUGAACAGGACUCACCUGUGGAUCUUUAACAUUUGUGUGUGUGUGUGUGUGUGUGUGUGUGUGUGUGUGUGUGUGUACAUUUUAAGGAAGUCUAUUUUUACGAUGUGUGUCUUAAAACAAAGUGAUUUUUAAAAAAAAAAUUUAUUUACACAAAGGUACGACACUAAAAAAAAAUGUUGUUGUUGUUUACGUCACACCUUGACAAGUUUUAUUACAAUAUUGUGUCAAUAGGGAUGUUAAAGGUGCCAAAAACAUUUUUUUAUACAUCUGUAACAUGUCAAACGUGUCUUUAUAAAAAAAAAAAAAAAAAGGACAACUCUGAUGUUGCAUGUUUACCUUUUUACCUGUUUACCUGUAUAUCUGUUUUUUUGUUGUUUUUCGGAAAUAAGCCGAAGUGUGUUCCCUGUGUCCCCGUAACACCUGUAAUGCGUUAAUGUAACAGCCACUGGGUUUAAAAAUGUCCAGCAUUCGUCUUUAAUGAACAAACUGUUGCAUAAUAAAAGCUCCUGAGAUGUUUCACUA
Molecule: messenger RNA, 4285 nt
Organism: Silurus meridionalis
Lineage: Eukaryota; Metazoa; Chordata; Actinopteri; Siluriformes; Siluridae
Exons: 14
Coding region: 1174-3792 (872 amino acids)
Source: RefSeq, a predicted model, not a curated record